AUGCUCUGUGUGCUGCUGCUUCUGCCGGGCGUGCUGGGCGCCGCCCUGGCCGUCUCUGUCUCUGGUCCCAAGGAGUGCGCCAAGGGCCCGGCGGUGUGGUGUCAGGACCUGCAGGCGGCGAUGCGAUGCGGAGCGGUUGGGCACUGCCGCAUCGCGGUCUGGAGCCAGCCCACCACCAGGUCCCUGCCCUGUGACCUGUGCCUGGACGUGGCAGCCACUGCCAGCAACGGGCUGAACCCCGAGGCUGCCGAGACCGACAUCCUGGCUGCGGUGAUGAAGACCUGUGAGUGGCUUCCCAGCCAGGAGUCUUCGGUCAAAUGCAAGGGGAUGGUGGAUGCCCACAGCUCUGCCAUCCUGAACAUGCUCAGCGGGGACCUGGGCAGUGCCCCACGACAGGUGUGCAUGGCUCUCACCCUCUGCCAGCCGCUGCAGAGACGCCCGGCCACCCCGGGGCCGCUCUCCGAGGAGGACAUAAAUGACAUGGUGGCCCCGUUUGUGGCCAGUGGCCUCCUCGGCUCCCGCCAUCAGCGGAUUCCCGCGCGCACCGUGUGCGAGGACUGUGUCCGGCUGGUCACCCGGCUCCAGGGUGCCCUUGGGCCCGACCUGUCCAGCCUGGCGCAGGUGACCACACGGGAGCAGUGUGAGUCCCUGGGGCCGGGCCUGGCUUUCCUUUGCAAGAACUACAUCCACCAGUUUCUUGCUCCUGCUGAGCAAACGCUGAGGUUCAUGCCGCCCAGCGAGAUCUGCGAAAAUGAAGGCUUCUGUGAGGAGCGUCAGGGACCCGCCCACUCGGCUCACGUGGCUGCCGUGGACGGGGUCCCCGCCCUGGAGCUGGCGUCUCCAUGGAAGAAGAGCGAGGUGCAGAUGCAGGGUCCCGUGGCCUGUGACGUGUGCCUGCAGGUGGUGCAGAGGCUGGACCACUGGCUGGAAAGCAGCAGCAGCAAGACCCUCAUCAGCCAGGCCCUGGAGCGUGUGUGUUCCGCGCUGCCCCCUCCCGUGGGCCGGGAGUGCAUCAAGCUGGUGGACACCUACACCCCCACGCUGGUGGAUGUCCUGAGCAGAAUCACCCCGGAAAAGAUGUGCACGGUUGUUCGACUGUGCAGAGCAUGGAGGCGGGCCCGGGCGGUCCAUGAGGGCCCCGCGAACCUGCCGCCCAGCCUCCUGGACCGGGACAGCCUCUGCAGGGGGUGUCGGCGGCUGUUCAGUCUGUCCGUCCACAACCUGGAGCAGAAGAGCACCGAGCGCCGUGUCCUGCGGGCCUUCAAGCUCGCCUGUGGCAUCCUGCCGCUGCCCUUCAUGGUGCAGUGCGGCCGCUUCGUGAGCGAGUACCAGCCCGUGCUCAUGGAGACCCUCCGGGACAUGAUGGACCCCACCACCCUCUGCACGAAGUUGCGCGCCUGCCGCGACCCCAGAGACGUGCUGCUGGGCACCGACCAGUGCGUCCUGGGCCCGAGCUUCUGGUGCCAGAGCCGGGAGGCAGCCCAGAUGUGCAACACGGUGGAGCACUGCCAGCGCCGCGUGUGGAGGGAGGCGCCCUUGCGAGCCGAGAGUGUGGGCGACCCCGGCUGCCCCAGCCAGUAUCCCCCUGCCCCCGAGAGGCCCGCCUCUCCUUGAAUCCCACGGGGCCCUGUGAGGCGGGUGUUGCCCCCAUGUCCCAGAUGAGAACUGACUCCCAGUGGGGAGGCCGGAAAGGACCUGAGCUCCAUCCUGACCCCAGGCCCACGGCUGUGCCCUUGCUCAUGCCUCAAGUGGACAGGAACCACCUGUUCCACGACUGCCGCCAGCCGCCUGCCCUGACUCUCCAUCACUGUGCUGUCGCUGAUAGUGGGGGGGCGGGGGGGGGGCGGGGUCUUGCAGUGGCCUCUGGUGCCCCCGCUACACUUUGCCGAUGGGGUCCCGACUGGGGUGAGCAGUGGCAGAGGGCAGGUGGGGAAGGGGCCGUGGUGGCUGGCGGGGAGGGAGCGGCAGGUCUUAUCCACCAGCCAUCAUCAUCUCUCAGGCCACAGCUGCACAACCUUGGGGUCCUUGCACUGGCUCAAAGGUGCGUAUGAUGUGUUGAGUGUCUCUCUGGGGAGGAAGCUGGGGUUUUGGCUAAAUGCCCCGAGUGGUUCUUGGGCUCAGCGCAGUCCUUCUGACACCUCCUGCCCACCACAGGAGCCUCUCCCCACACCCCAGACUCUAGGCUGCAGGGAAACCCGUGCUGCGCUCCAGGCGAGGCGAGGAAAACAUGCCGUGAAAGAGCCCAGGGGGUCGGAUGAUGGGGGGCAGAUCCUCCACCUGUCAGAGCCUCAGGUUUCCAAUCUGUAGAAUAGGGCUGAUAACACCAGUCUCAUGGGGAUGCUGAGACCGUUAGAGGAGAUGUCCCUGAGCUUCUUCCUCUGAAAGAACCAGCAGCCAUCCAUCUGCUGGGGCCAGCAAGCUCAGGGUCCCCAGCAGAAUCUGGCAGUGCAGGUAUUGAAUAAACCGCAAGCUUCCUCCCA
This is a messenger RNA of Odocoileus virginianus texanus, 2480 nucleotides long. RefSeq names its product prosaposin like 1 (gene PSAPL1). The record is from RefSeq and is a predicted model, not a curated record. Lineage: Eukaryota; Metazoa; Chordata; Mammalia; Artiodactyla; Cervidae. Gene Ontology annotation, biological process: regulation of lipid metabolic process; epithelial cell differentiation involved in prostate gland development; prostate gland growth. Gene Ontology annotation, cellular component: lysosome.